ACCCCUAUCUUCACCAUGGAAGGUUCUCUCUCUAGGUAGUAGCAGGCAAUGGCUUUCAAGGUUGCUGCUCAAUGGAGCUCCCUCGGCGGGAUCGCUCUGUUGGCGCGCUUUUAGGUUUGCUUGCCCCGCCAAAGUGCCGUUCAAUAAUGGCGGGGGGGUCCGGGAAUCUCUGAAAAGGGGAAUAUCUAGUGAAGUGGGGCUGGUGCAUUCCAUUGCGACUUUUUGCGACGUCCCGGAUGCGCAACACUGGCAAAAGCUCGGAUCAAAUUCCAGUUUCCUUUCAGUGUGCUUCCGCCGUCUUCUUCGUCUAUCGAGCAGAAGAUGAAGAUACCUAGGCUACUGGCGAGGGAAAACGCCCAGCCCCAUCCGAGGGAUGAAAGAUAGGCCGUGUCCCCACUUCCGGGAAAGCUAUCAGUAACUAGGAGGAAGGUACAGGACGUAAUGUACCUGCCUACUCAGCAAGAGUCUUGCCGUUUUGACCCACAUGGUUCGAGCUUCAAGUGGAAAGCGGCAACGACUUGUCGACGAGGCAGCUCAGCCUCGAACCGUGGCUAAGGUUCCAUGUGCAUGUGCAGUAGUCGUAUUGUUUCAAUUCUCUUGGAGCAAGGUGGGUAAUACACACCACCUCCGAGAUCCGAUAUUUGCUAGGCCUCAUUCCCACUUGCUUCCCAUUUUCCCACAUGGAAUGGAGGCCACGAGUCGACGCCAGCAACAUGUCUUGAGAGUCGUGUGGUGUGGUUCAUGCAUCCCCGCGUAGUGCACAGCGUACGCAGCGGACUAAUGUCCGGGCCUAUCGUGGUUCCCGGCCGUCUACCCCCAUUUCCAUUUCUCUCAUUGGCCAUGAUUUUGCUGCUGCCUUAUCUCACUCCCGUCACCAUGGCCACGGUCGCUGGCGCCGCGCUUUAUUUUGCAGGGUGGUUUUGGGACUUUAUCCCGAUUACUGAUGAGCAGUCGCUCCCAUUGCCCAUUCGGGUUGUCGUGGCGAGCCAUAUCGGCUGCUGGUUUGACCGAAAGUUCUAGGCCUCUGCUUUUGCCGUUAUUCCCGCACACCUUUGCUGCGCACCGCUCCACCCUUGACCUUUCG
This is a messenger RNA of Lasiosphaeria miniovina, 1084 nucleotides long. RefSeq lists its product as uncharacterized. The record is from RefSeq and is a predicted model, not a curated record. NCBI's taxonomy places the organism in Eukaryota, Fungi, Ascomycota, Sordariomycetes, Sordariales, Lasiosphaeriaceae. The coding region runs from base 742 to 1020 and encodes 92 amino acids. The transcript has a single exon.